This is a messenger RNA of Trypanosoma theileri, 3504 nucleotides long. RefSeq names its product Spermatogenesis-associated protein 4. The record is from RefSeq and is a predicted model, not a curated record. Gene Ontology annotation, biological process: regulation of cytoskeleton organization. Gene Ontology annotation, cellular component: axoneme. Gene Ontology annotation, molecular function: microtubule binding. Bases 1 to 3504 code for a protein of 1167 amino acids. The transcript has a single exon. NCBI's taxonomy places the organism in Eukaryota, Euglenozoa, Kinetoplastea, Trypanosomatida, Trypanosomatidae.
AUGCAACGUGAGGUAAUAAAGUGGCUUCAAUCACUUGACUUAACAUAUCAAGUGAAAUACCCUCAACAAGAUCUUUCCAAUGGCUUUAUAUUGGCAGAGAUUGCCAGUCGCUAUGAUCGACGUGUUGCCAUGCACAGUUACGUGCCUGGUUGCUCAACCGAAUGUAAACGACGUAAUUGGAAAGUAUUACUUCGGGAUUUGGCUCGCAUUGGCUGUACCACUAUCACUAAAGAAAUGGCAGAGGCGACCAUACAAGCAAAGCCAGGCGUCGCUAUUACAGUGUUGGAGAAUUUAUAUGAAUUUUUCUACGGCCGCCCAGUCCCUGCAAGGACGAAAGAUAAUACUGAACAGGUAACUGCCAUGGUGAAAGUGAUUGACACCCUCAGUGAGAGAAAAGAACCAACCCCUACAUCUUCGCAGAAGGAAAGAUCACUUCCAUUAUCUUUACAGGUAAUGGAAAAUGAUGAAAUUGCACUUGGAAGUGGUUUACAAAAACCAGGAUUUGCAAGACCUACAGCAUCUACAUUAUUACAUGUUGCUAAUCGAGAAACACGAAAUGCUCAAUUAAUUGCUUCUGUUCCUCCAGAUGAAUUAAGAGUAUUAAAACGGAAUGAAAAGAUUUUAAAUGAGCAUGAAAUUCUUCAUAAGGCAUAUCGUUAUGCGGAACCUCACCGGUUUGCACCUGUUAGUCAUCAACGUCGUGUACUUGCGGAGAAAAAGAGCCGAAAAGGAGUAACAGGACCUAAAGGAAUUCAUGAUGCUCAUCGAAAAACUGUAGAAAGAGUAUCUGUUGUAGAAGUAAAUACAUUAAAUAAGAAACUUCUUGGUGCACUUCGUUCUCGACAGAAUAGUUUUGAUGGAACAGGGGAAAGGGGAAUGGAUGAGUCACCAGAGAGAAAAGCAAGAGUCGUAUUAGAAGAAUGUGGUAAUGAUCUUCGUUUAGGAUUAUCAAAAUUAAUUGAUAUUGCAUUGGAAUCCAAUUGUUUUGGUGAUGUUUUAGAAGAUUUAAAAAAUGAAGAAGUUCAACCUGAUAUUUUAUCUAAUUUUGUAGGUCAACGUGAACAAAUGCCCUUUGGAGCUGUUCUUGCCUGUUGGUCUUCACUUUUAUCUGCCAGUGAUGGCAUUGCCUCUACACUUCUUAUUCGUCCAACGGAGUAUAUGUAUCUCUUACGAGCAAUACAUUUUAUUUUCGCUGCUGAAGUUGUUCACAUUCGACUUUUACACGUGUCAAGUUCACAGGAAAAAGAUUCCGUCUUGCAGGGAGGACUUGAUACCACAAAUAAAGUUCCACGUGGAGGUCGUCGGGCUCAACGUAGUAUGAGUGUGUGUGAUUCCAUUCUCAUGUUAACAGAUUCUGUAAAACCUCAACAAGCGUUAUUUUCAAAUGAACGUGUAUUUAAUGUAACUUCUGCUUUUUCUUUCUUUUGCCGUAUUGGUGCUUCUUUGCAUGCUAUUUCACCUUCAGCGGCACUUUCACUGUUGACUAUGUAUUUUAUUCCAACAGCAUCGCCAUUGUUUUUAACAGCGAGUGUGGCCAUUUUGGAGGCGAUUGCCCGAGUUGUGGUGUCUCAUGUCUGUGGAGAUGGUUCUGAUGAAAUUAUCACAGAACGUCCAUCCAUUCAUGUGGAUUUGUCUGGAAAGGAACAACAACAACAACAACAACAACAAGGACAGGAAUCUCAUGAAGAACAAAAGAAACAAAUAAUUCCAAAAUGGAAUGCUAUAGAAGAAUUGAAUAAUCUUCUUACUGGACCCAUUAAGGCAGCAUUUUUUCAAAAUGGAACGAAUAAAUCUACUACUAGUGGUACACAACAACAACGGAUUCAAUAUAAUCUUUUUAUAUACCAAGUUCUUUCUCAUGCUCGAACUGUUUUAGAUAUGACUGCUGAAGUAAUGAUAGAAGAGGAAGCUAAUGCAUCACUUUCAUUAUUAGCACCUCGACAUUAUUUAUCUUCACUACUAGAUGUAUGUUCACGUAGCGUUUAUCCUUCUCUUGGUUCACUUUCCCUACAUGAACGCUCUAUUGGAGUAGCUAUGCUACUACAACUUAUCGCAUGUGAUCAAUGGGAAUUGGCUAUUGAUCCACUUGUUUUUGUUAUUUCUGAACUGCGAAGGUCUAAUAAUACCGAAGGUGGUGGUGUUGGUGGUGGUGGUUUACUUCAACGAGCUGCAGAAGCCUGGGAAAUUCGUGUACUUUUACUGGAAUUACUCACAACCGCCUUUCGUAAGGCAUUAUAUGUAAUGGCUGAUGAGUGUGAAGAAGUAGAAAAUAGUACAACAAUGCCACCUUCUUCUUCUUCUACAAGUUCAAGAGUUUCUCUUCUUGCCCAAAUCAUUAAACAAAAAAUGGAUUUCACUGCCCUUGAAGAAGCCACUGUAUAUUGUCUUUUACAAUUCUCAGAUGCUCCUCUUUUACAACGUCAAUUGGCUCUUCAAAUCGUUGCCCGACGUCUUCUUCCGGAUGAACAACGUCAAGUCGCGGCUGUCUGGUUGCGGGGUUUAUUUGUUUUCUCUGUGGAUCAAUUAGACUUUCUCCUCCGACCACACGAGGCGGAACCACUAAACAUGCCGGAUCCCACAGAAGCCACUCAACGCCGUGCAAUUCCAUCCGCCACCACAAGUCGUCGUGCAACUAUUGUGGAGGAUGUGGAAGAGAGAAGUGUGAUUUCUUCUCUGCGGGUUUUGUUGGGACGUGUGGAGCCCGCAUAUGUUGUGGCCCCACUCAAUCAAUCAUGGGAUACAUUUAGUGUCGUACAGGCGGCAUUAAUGUUUGAGGAUAUACUCACAACGGCUCAGUUGUUUUCAGUUAUCUUGGCAGCCUUGUUAAGUCCACAACAUCAUGAAACUCAACGGGUACGACUUAUGCAGAAUCUUCGUGCGGUUAAUAUUGUUUCUUCAGAAGGAGCUGUAGUGGAUAUACGGAGUGGUAGGAAUUCUGAAACGAAAGAAGAAUCUUCUUAUUUUUCUGUUCAUAAACAUUCCGACGAGGAUGAAGAAGAUACCGCGGCGCUGACGUUUACACUUCGAAGUCUAGUGGGAAUGGAAGGUCGAAAGGGAGUGACAGCUGUGGAGGUGGUGAAGGAUAAAACUAAAGAAGAAACCAAUGAUGAUGAUGAUGUUAACGAGAAACCAGAAACAGGUGAAGCGACUGAAACUGUAAAUAAAGAAAAUGAUAUUUUAGAAAUGAUGGAAUCACAUGUAAAGGCAUUUUGGUCCUCUGUUACACGUUUGAUUAAACCACAACUACAAGAAUGUUUACAUCAAACUGGGAAUAAUGUAUUAGCGACAGGGAAAGAAGAUGUGCGGUCAGUCUGCCGUAUUUCAGCAUCGGAGGAUAUUGCGCAAUUACAAGAUCUCGCAAUGGCAGUACUGUUCACACUACACCGCCGUUAUGGCGGUUCUUCUUCAUCUACUGGUACUAAUACUAAUACUAAUACUGCUGCUGCUCUUACACCUAAUGAAAGUCGACUUAAUGAGGCUCUUCAUUGGUUGGAAAAUAUGUAG